Molecule: messenger RNA, 1140 nt
Organism: Leptonychotes weddellii (Weddell seal)
Lineage: Eukaryota; Metazoa; Chordata; Mammalia; Carnivora; Phocidae
Product: protocadherin gamma-B7-like
Biological process (GO): homophilic cell-cell adhesion
Cellular component (GO): plasma membrane
Molecular function (GO): calcium ion binding
Source: RefSeq, a predicted model, not a curated record
UUUCAUAUCAUUGUGGUUGUUGAGGAUAUUAAUGACCAUGCCCCUCGAUUCCAUAAAGAUGAAAUAAAUUUAGAAAUCAGUGAAUCUGUCACCCCGGGGACUGGAACAAUUCUUGAGUCUGCAGAAGACCCUGAUAUUAGCAUGAAUUCACUGAGCAAAUACCAAUUAAGUCCUAAUGAGUAUUUCUCCUUGGUGGUGAAAGACAGUCCUGAUGGUAGCAAAUAUCCAGAAUUAGUACUGAAGAAGACCCUGGACCGAGAAACACAAAGCUCUCAUCAUCUGGUGCUGACAGCCUUAGAUAGCGGGGAUCCACCACGAAGCAGCACAGCUCAAAUCCAAAUCCUGGUGGUGGAUGCCAAUGAUAACCCCCCAGUGUUCAGCCGAGAUAUGUACAGGGUCAGUCUUCGGGAAAGCGUGCCCCCCGGCACUUUGGUGGUGAAGGUGAGCGCCACUGACCGAGAUGAAGGCUUCAAUGCUGAGAUCACCUACUCAUUCCUUGGUGUAGCUAAUAAAGCCCAGCACGUGUUCUCUCUGGAUUCUGCUACAGGAAACAUUAUGACACAUCAACCCUUGGAUUUUGAAGAAGUAGAAAGAUAUACCAUGGAUGUAGAAGCCAAAGACCCAGGAUCCCUCUCUACACAGUGUAAAGUAAUCAUAGAAGUUCUAGACGAAAAUGACAACAACCCUGAAAUAAUCAUCACUUCUCUCUCUGAUCAGAUUUUGGAGGAUUCCCAUCCAGGAACGGUUGUGGCUCUCUUCAAAACACAGGACCAGGAUUCUGGGGAAAAUGGAGAAGUCACAUGUAAUUUAAGCAGAGAUAUUCCAUUUAAGAUUCAUUCUUCAUCUAAUAAUUACUACAAGCUGGUGACAGAUGAACCCUUAGACCGAGAACAGACUCCGGAAUACAAUGUCACCAUAACAGCCACCGACAGGGGCAAGCCGCCCCUCUCCUCCAGCACUACCAUCACCCUGCACAUCACCGACGUCAACGACAACGCGCCGGUUUUCCACCAGGCCUCUUACGUGGUUCACGUGGCCGAGAACAAUCCCCCAGGCGCCUCUAUUGCGCAAGUCAGCGCCUCGGACCCCGACCUGGGGCCCAACGGUCGCGUCUCCUACUCCAUCGUGGCCAGCGACCUG